Molecule: messenger RNA, 1991 nt
Organism: Spodoptera frugiperda (fall armyworm)
Lineage: Eukaryota; Metazoa; Arthropoda; Insecta; Lepidoptera; Noctuidae
Exons: 11
Coding region: 251-1513 (420 amino acids)
Biological process (GO): proteolysis
Molecular function (GO): serine-type endopeptidase activity
Source: RefSeq, a predicted model, not a curated record
UCAAAGAAAGUCUUUGAUUAAUACGUGUUAAUAGACCAUUUCUAUAAAAUUAUUUUAUGUAGUGAGUUGCGUCUAAAUAGAUGCUUUGAAAGUGAAUAACACAUUUCGCUCACCUAGUAAUAUAUUGGGCACAUCUUGCAAUGCGAAAUUGACUUUAUAUUAUGGUUUACGUGUUUAAAAGUGCAUAAAAAUCUAUUUAUUUCCAUAUUCAUCGAGAGAGGUCUUGCUAAAACAAGUGAAGUGCGGACAAAUGCUAGUCUUGUACGGUUUCCUUGCUUUUCACCUUGUGAGUGGAUUCACGGUUAUGAAUGUAACCAGAAGUAAUGAGACGAGAUCGAAAGGCGAGUGGGUGCCUUGCGGCCAGGACCAACUGGAGGGGAGGACCAUUGAAGAAGGAAUGACGGAAAUCGAGAACUUUCCGUGGCUCGGGCUACUCGUGUAUCCUAUUAAUGGGGAUAAUCCUACGACAACGGCGGUUGUACUCAUAUCAGAUGAUGUGGUCCUAUCUUCUGCUCUGGACAUUGAUUACUAUAAUAAAGAAAACUUCAGAGCUCUAUCCCGCGUGGUGCUGGGCAACAACUGCACGGGCCCCUACAUCAGCAUCAGGGAGUAUACCUUCCAUCCUGAAUUCACGCGCAGCACGUACAGCACGUUGGCCCUCGUGCAGCUUGCGAUCGAUAUAAAUGUAUCGAAAUUGAUUCCCAUAUGUCCGCCACCAUCGACGUUUAUGAACAGUGAAGAAAUCUUCGCCAUGACUUUGGUGAAUGAUUGCUACAAUAGUUCAAUGGUGAACAUAUUCAAGAUGGAUUACAUGGACGCGACCCAAUGCCAAGACUACUACAGGAGAGCCGGGCUGGAUAUCCAGAGUAUGUGGCCAACCCACCUGGCGUGUGCCCAAGGUCAGGUCGGUGGGCAUUGCAUCUGGCGCAGCGGUGCAACGCUCGUCAUCCGACAUGAGGGGCAAUGGAAACUGCUAGGUAUUGGUGUGUACGGGCCUGGUUGCGAGUCUCCAUCCAGGUUCCUGGACUACGGCAUGUACCAUUUGUGGGUGAAACGCAUUACUUCCAAGAUUGGUCAACCGACUAUCUCGAGGAUAGCCAACAACUACGUGGUGUUACGGAGAUCUACAUCGAACAUCCAGAGAUUCGGUCUUUGUGAUGCCGAGGAAACUACUAAGGGCAUAUAUGCCGACAGCGCGACCAUGUUGGCGCCUCAUGAUGAGUACGAUGAAGUAGACCCGGUGAUCACCGCUUACUAUAAUGUGACGUUACUAGAAAACGUGGACUACCAUUGCAUAAUAUUUCAAGCGAAGAAAGAGCUGAGCAUACCAGGGACGCCUCUCAUCAAACUUCGCCGUGUUUGUCCGGAUGAAGACAACUCGUGUACCAAUAGCACUGGUCGAAUCUUGCGCUAUUAUGCAGUGAUUAAGUUCAAACAUAUUUGCACGUUCAGUGUGAACGCGUAUGGUGUCUACUUAGCCACGAAUGAAACUGAUACAGAUGAAGAAACAUAGAUUUUGGACGAAUAAAUAGAGUUAGCUAGGAUGACAGAAUGGUAUCACUGUCAUACCAGGAGGUCUACUCUAAUUUAACGAAAAACGAAGUUUCGUCGGAAACUUCCCAGAUUUCAUAAUACAAUUCUAUUUAUUUAGAAAUUUUGUGAACACAAAUGAACGAAUGAAGAUAACGUUAAAUAAAUAGGUUUUGAUUUGAAAUUAAUAAAAAUGAAACGUUAUUUUAAGUAAUUUCAUUAAUAAAUCAAUAAAAUUUAUGGCCGAAGAUUAAACGAAACUUCGCAUUCGAGAACCAGAGUAGCCCUACAGGUUAUAUAAGAGCCCCACGGGGCGCGCCCAUGGACAUGUGACAAAUUAUGUGCAAGUGUGUAUUGCUUGUCUUCGAGGAACAAAAGAUGUGAUGUAAUGUUUAGUAUUAUGACCAUUUCAUUUGAACAAACAAUAAGUAAGUUGUAUAUUUGUUAAAUAUUUGUUUUUU